AUCACUCUCAAACCAUAAAUUCCAAGUAGACGCAGCGAAUCACGUUUUGUUCGAGCUUCCUCCAUUCUCAAUUUUCAGAAUCGAUUUCGAAGAGCUGCUUCGUCUUUGCUCCACCAAAAUUCUUCACCGUUGUAGUUGUACUCAGCCACUCGGAGACACCGCUAAUCGAUAGUUUAGUUGGCAAGUCAUAAAUUAGUUUCAUCUCUUAAGAUUUCAUUGGAAGCAGUCAAAAUGUCACGGAAGGGUUUGAUGGAACAAGACCUGAGUAAGUUGGAUGUGACAAAGUUGCAUCCACUUUCUCCAGAAGUCAUAUCUCGGCAGGCUACUAUUAAUAUUGGCACUAUAGGUCAUGUGGCACAUGGCAAGUCGACAGUUGUGAAAGCAAUAUCAGGAGUCCAGACUGUGCGUUUCAAAAAUGAGUUGGAGCGUAACAUUACAAUCAAGCUUGGCUAUGCUAAUGCAAAAAUAUACAAGUGUGAAGAUGAACGGUGUCCAAGGCCUAUGUGCUACAAGGCUUAUGGAAGUGGAAAGGAAGAUAGUCCUAUGUGUGAUGUGCCAGGAUUUGAAAACAGCAAGAUGAAAUUGCUGAGACAUGUUUCAUUUGUGGAUUGUCCGGGACAUGAUAUUCUUAUGGCUACAAUGCUUAAUGGAGCAGCAAUCAUGGAUGGAGCUUUGCUACUCAUUGCUGCCAAUGAAAGCUGCCCACAACCACAAACCUCUGAGCAUUUAGCUGCUGUGGAAAUUAUGCGUCUACAGCACAUAAUAAUUCUUCAGAACAAGGUAGACUUGAUUCAAGAAAAUGUGGCUAUCAAUCAGCAUGAGGCAAUUUCAAAGUUUAUACAAGGAACUGUUGCUGAUGGUGCACCAGUAGUACCUAUUUCAGCACAGUUGAAGUAUAAUAUUGAUGUUGUGUGUGAGUAUAUUGUGAAGAAGAUCCCAAUCCCUGAAAGGAACUUUGUUUCUCCUCCUAAUAUGAUCGUUAUUCGGUCAUUUGAUGUCAAUAAACCUGGUUAUGAGGUUGAUGAAAUAAAAGGAGGUGUAGCUGGUGGGAGCAUUUUGAGGGGUGUUUUGAAGGUCAAUCAAUUCAUUGAAGUUCGUCCUGGGAUUGUUGUUAAAGAUGAGAGUGGAAAUAUCAGAUGCACGCCCAUAUACUCAAGAAUAGUUUCAUUGUAUGCUGAACAAAAUGAGCUUCAAUUUGCUGUUCCUGGAGGCCUAAUUGGUGUUGGGACAACAAUGGAUCCCACUUUGACACGUGCUGAUAGGUUGGUAGGUCAAGUUUUGGGAGAGGUUGGAUCACUACCUGAGGUUUUUGUUGAACUUGAGGUAAACUUUUUCCUGCUUCGGCGGCUCCUUGGUGUCCGAACAAAAGGGUCUGAGAGACAGGGAAAGGUAUCCAAGCUGGCUAAAGGAGAGAUGUUAAUGUUGAACAUUGGAUCAAUGUCGACGGGGGCUAGAGUAGUUGCUGUGAAGAAUGACUUGGCGAAGUUGCAACUCACUUCCCCUGUGUGCACUAGCAAGGGCGAGAAGAUUGCACUUAGUCGUCGUGUUGAGAAGCAUUGGCGUCUUAUUGGGUGGGGACAAAUCCAAGCUGGAAUCACUCUUGAUGUCCCUCCCGCCCCCCAACUGAGUUGAACACUGAUAAGAGACAGAUCACAAGAAACACCAGCAGCUAUAAAAACCUGAGACGAAUUUAGAUGUGGGAAGGGAGACAAGUGUUGGGAACCAUUUUUGUGAGGUGGAGAAGAAAACGUUUUGAUUGUCGUCUAUUUUUGUUUUCACAUCGUUAUUGGUUUAUUUUCCCCACUGUACCUAUUAUUGAAGCUGUAUCCUAUACUCUGAUUGAGUUCAGGCUGGGAGCGAGAAUCUCAGCCAGUACUUGUUUCAUUCCAUGGCAUCUUUACCGAUAUUCAAAAAUUGGUUCGCCAUUUGAUACCGUGAAGCAUUUCAUUAUGAAACUACAUAAUAUCCAAGCAAUGGUUGAAAAUACUAGACUCUGGUAAGCACAUUUCCUGUAAUUGAUUGUACUUAUUAUGUGGGGUAUGGAGUUCUGAAGGUAAUUUCUGGGCACCUUAAUUAGAAGGCAAAAUUGUAAAAUUGGUUCCUCACUUUAUCUUCAAUUACGUAUUUGGUCC
Messenger RNA from Glycine soja, 2132 nucleotides. RefSeq names its product eukaryotic translation initiation factor 2 subunit gamma-like. Lineage: Eukaryota; Viridiplantae; Streptophyta; Magnoliopsida; Fabales; Fabaceae. Gene Ontology annotation, biological process: formation of translation preinitiation complex; positive regulation of translational fidelity. The coding region runs from base 232 to 1632 and encodes 466 amino acids. The record is from RefSeq and is a predicted model, not a curated record. Gene Ontology annotation, molecular function: translation initiation factor activity; GTP binding; GTPase activity. The transcript has 9 exons. Gene Ontology annotation, cellular component: cytosol; eukaryotic translation initiation factor 2 complex.